Messenger RNA from Crotalus tigris (Tiger rattlesnake), 1057 nucleotides. RefSeq names its product waprin-Phi3-like. Gene Ontology annotation, biological process: antibacterial humoral response; innate immune response. The transcript has 3 exons. Bases 512 to 835 code for a protein of 107 amino acids. Gene Ontology annotation, cellular component: extracellular region. Gene Ontology annotation, molecular function: peptidase inhibitor activity. Lineage: Eukaryota; Metazoa; Chordata; Lepidosauria; Squamata; Viperidae. The record is from RefSeq and is a predicted model, not a curated record.
UCAAGUCCAGCCCCAUGCUCAGGCAGGAACCCUACACCAUUUCAGACAAAUUGCUGUCCAGUCUCUUCUUAAAAACUUCCAGGGUUGGAGGAUUCACCGCUUCUGGAGGCAGGUUGUUAUGAUUCAAUAGUGUAGGAGCUUCAAGCACUAUUGCAGUAACUGUAAAUGUGCCCCUCUCUCUUACAUCUCCUUGGGCUGGAGGAUGUUGACAUGCAAAGCUGGACAUGCAAAGUUGACAUGGAAAACACAGAGCAGUGCAAGCCACAGAACAAGGAAGGUCAAGAGAUUGACCAAAGCCAGAUUGACCAACAGCAAGUUCUAGUCAGCCUCAGGCAACAAUCUCCUCUCCUGUAUACGCCCCUUUCUUGCACACAGCAUGCCAGCAAACCAUCAUCGGAUGUUGCAUCACCUGACCCUCCCUGCAGAACUACUCCUGUCCAAGUGAGAUUAGAAAUGCACAGUUGAGAGGAAGAAUUAUUGCUGCAGCUGCAAGUUGGAUUUCAGCUGCAUCAUGAAACCUUGGAUUCUUCUACUCCUAGCUGGUCUCCUCAUCCUUGCUACUCAACUGAUAACAGCAAAGACCACAAAACAACUCGUCCCCCCAAAAGACAAGCUGAGCAGGGGGCUGGAGAGCGGCAAGCAGGGUCCUUUGUUCUGGACCCAUCCCAGUGCCUCUCCUGUUUUCCCAGUCAAACCGGGCGAGUGUCCCUUGGUGAAAGUCCCUGCUGACUAUCCCUGCGACCAAGAGUGUGUCUGGGACUCCGACUGCAAAGGGGACAAGAAGUGCUGCCCAGCUGGAUGCGCCAGGGAGUGCUUCCCCCCAGGCCCACACUGAGCCCCAAGACCUGACGGAGGAACCCAGCGGGAAACAACCCUUCCCCCCUCACCAGCCACGGAUCCUCACCUCCAGCCCAGCCAGAGAAGGUCUCCCUGUUGCUUCAGUCAUUCCUCUUUGGCCUCCCUGCUCCUGACUACCUUCCCGCCAGCUGCUUCAGGAUGGACAAAGCCCUUUCUCCAGAAAUGAGGCCUCCUCAAAUAAACACCCUGUUGAAAGUUC